AUGGACUCGAAGCCGACGUCCGUAUCCGAGGAACGGUUCCAACAGCUCCUCGCUGCGGUUGAUCAAACUCAGGCCAGUCUCAGGAGCCACUCCUUCCAAAUUGUCAGCCUCCAGAACCAGAUCCAGGUCAUCCAGAAUGCGAGAGUAAAAGAGGCCAAAGAGACGAGGCAGCACAUACGCGACAAGGAGGAGCUGCGAUCAAAGAUCGCGUACCUCAAGGGCAUGCUUGCCAAGCUGACUGUGGAGUUCUAUUCCGCGCAGGCCGCAGCCGCGGCGGCUUCCACGAGUCCUCUCGAAAGGGAACGCCCACAGGCCAUGCAUCGCGGGCUCAACCCCCGCGAUGACAUGUCGUUGAGCGCCUUUUUGCAGCUGUCGUUGGACAAGUCAACCCCCCCGAACCGGGCUGUGGACAUCGUGGCGGACCGACUGCUGGAGGAGCAGAGAUCACUGCUUGUCAGGGGAUUGCAGGAUUUCGCGCACAUGAACCAGUCGUUGAGUACGGAAACAAGGGAUCAGUUAAAUGAGCUUGACCCCGCGCAUUUCUACGACGCUCGAGAGGCCAUGACCGAUGACGGCCAUAAGACCAAGACCGAAGGCGGUGAUGACACCUUCUCGCUGGAAGAUGGAAUGCUGCAAGCCCCGAUAGCUGUGGAUGCUGCAUGA
Molecule: messenger RNA, 663 nt
Organism: Metarhizium album ARSEF 1941
Lineage: Eukaryota; Fungi; Ascomycota; Sordariomycetes; Hypocreales; Clavicipitaceae
Exons: 3
Coding region: 1-663 (220 amino acids)
Source: RefSeq, a predicted model, not a curated record